CUGGACCAGAUGCCUUUUUAUCCAAACCUCCCAGCUAAACCACAGCCAUGGAUUCCCAGAUCCGCCAGAAGCACCAAAGCGACUGCAAAGCAGCCAUCAACCGCAUGGUCAACAUGAAGUUGUACGCCAGCUAUAUCUAUCUCCCCAUGUCUUCCUACUUUGACCGCAGUGAUGUUGCUUUGAGACACGUUGCUGAAUUCUUUUGGCUGCAGUCUUGUGAAGAGUGGGAACCUGCUGACAAGCUGCGUCAGUUCCAGAGCCAGGGGGGUGGCCAUGUCCUCCUGCAUGAUAUCAAGAAGCCAGAAUGUGAUGUCUGGGGCACAGCUCUUGAAGCAAUGGAGGCAGCCCUUCAGCUGGAAAAGCAUAUGGUGGAAGUUACUGAGCAAGUUGGUCUUCGAUGGGCAGCGCACUUCAGUGGGCGGAAGGUGCCUAUGCUGGGAGUCUGUGUGUUAGGAAAAGCUUAUGGGUGA
Molecule: messenger RNA, 470 nt
Organism: Heteronotia binoei (common prickly gecko)
Lineage: Eukaryota; Metazoa; Chordata; Lepidosauria; Squamata; Gekkonidae
Product: ferritin heavy chain A-like
Exons: 1
Coding region: 48-470 (140 amino acids)
Biological process (GO): intracellular iron ion homeostasis; iron ion transport
Cellular component (GO): cytoplasm
Molecular function (GO): ferric iron binding; ferrous iron binding
Source: RefSeq, a predicted model, not a curated record